Messenger RNA from Pocillopora damicornis (cauliflower coral), 3340 nucleotides. RefSeq names its product protein fem-1 homolog B. The record is from RefSeq and is a predicted model, not a curated record. NCBI's taxonomy places the organism in Eukaryota, Metazoa, Cnidaria, Anthozoa, Scleractinia, Pocilloporidae. Gene Ontology annotation, molecular function: protein binding.
AUGGCGGAGGGGUGCCUUUCCUUUGUCUCAUCACAACAUGGCAAAAUAUCGACGAGAUCAAGUCAUUUCUAAAGAUAUCCUGAAGUAUUUAUUCUUCUAACAGACGAAUUGAUGCUUUUUAAAGAGGUUUUAAUGCUCCUUCCACAAAGUGAAAUCUGUCUGUGAAUUCCUUUCGCUUUUCCUUCGAGGUGGCAGGAAGUUUCUCAUGUUUGUUGUGUGCCAAGUUUUCGAAUGAUUAUGUCGACAGUGGAUGGUCAGUCGUGGCGGGAAUUGCUCAACCCAAAACCAAAGGUGUACGAAGCGGCUCGAGAUGGCGCUGUUAUUCUACUCAGUGACAUACUUCAGCGGAUGAACCUUACCGAGAGAAGCAGCGCUUUGGAGACUAAAACUAAAGAUGGCGACCAAAUUACCACCCCACUGAUCAUUGCCGCACGUAAUGGCAACCUGGACUCAGUGAAGAUGCUGUUAAGGUACAAAGCAGUCAUCGAGGCUCGAGGAACUGUCAAGGUUGAUGACCAGGUGAUUGAAGGAUGCACUCCUUUGUGGGCCGCGGCGGCUACUGGACAUCUCGACGUGGUGGAACUGUUAAUCGAUCGAAGUGCGGACGUCGAUGGAAGAACACUGACAAAUUCGACUCCAUUAAGAGCUGCUGCCUAUGAUGGGCGGCUUGAUAUUGUGAGCUGUUUGGUUGAGAACGGCGCCGAUGUUAACGCCCGCAAUAAUUUUGAGAAUACCCCUCUCAUGGUGGCGUGCUACAAUGGCCACAUGAGUGUUGUUACUUAUCUCAUCAAGAAAGGAGCUGAUAUGGACCUACAAGACAAACAGGGUAACACUGUUCUUCAUUAUGCGGUGGAAAGGGGCCACUUUGAGAUUGCCAACGAGCUAUUAGCUCUUGGAGUAUCACAACUGGCCAAUAUUCAGCGUUUGACACCACUUCUGCUAGCCAGUAAUGACUGUAAAAUUGAAAUGGUGGAGUACUUUAUAGAGAGACCUGAAUGCACCAAGGAGCAAAGAAUUGAAGGGUUGGAGCUUCUAGGAGCCACUAUCGCAAAUGAGCCUGAUGUUUAUGACAUUGAAAAAGCAUUCAGUUACAUGAAACGUGGAAUGGAAGAGAGGUAUGAAGACCCAUCACAACUGUUGCUUAAAAAGAAAAUGGAACCACUUGAAGUUUACCAGAAGAAAAAAGAGAGUCAAACUCUUGGAGAACUUGCGCUAUUAGAGGGUGAUGAUCAUGCCGUCCACAUGGAGGGACUAAUUAUUAGAGAGAGAAUCCUUGGUACUGACAACACAGAACUUCGCUUUCCAAUUAGAUACCGUGGAGCUGUUUUUGCUGAUUCUGGAAAUUUUGAUCUUUGCAUUGGUUUGUGGGGACAUGCCAUGGAGAUUGGCCAGCGCUGUAAUCAACCAAUCACAGAUGAUCUCAAGAUAUUUGCUGACUUCUUUUGCCACAUGGUGCAAAGAAAUUGCCUUCCAAAGCAAAAGUACAUUGAAGAGGUCUUUGAAAGAGCAAUCUGUGAAUAUAAAAGACUCACUGAAAAAAUGCAGUCCAAAAAUCUUAAAGGGGAACACGAAACUAAAGUGCUCAAAGAGGAACUUGAAAAUGUAGUUUAUCGUGCUCUGUAUCUUCUCACAAUCUUUGCCAAAGUUCAGGAUUCAAGUAAAACUGAAAAUUCAGCUCUGUUUGAUCUCAUCGAAAGGUUUCUGCGAUUGAAUCCUAGGACUCUUGAAGGUAAUACAAUGUUGCAUUUAGCUGCAUGGUCGAAGACUCCUACAGAGGAGCAUUAUGUGCGAGAUGUGUGCAAAUUUCCUUGCAUUGCAACCAUGAAACUCAUCAUGAAUGCUGGUGGAUAUGUAAAUUCUGUCAACAACAGAGGAAACACUCCUCUUCAUUUGGCAGUGACUUAUAAACCCAGCACUGGAGGUCUACAAGUGUUGCGAGAUGUAGUGGAAACCCUGUUGGAUGGUGGAGUUCAUGAAGACCUUGUUAACAGUGAUGGCAAAACUGCCAUGGAUGUAGCUGGAACAGAUGAGGCUCGCAGAAUUCUUUCUGCUAAGAGCAGACUGGAGUUGAAAUGCAUUGCUGCCAGAGCUGUGCGUAAAUUUGGAUUAUCUUAUUUUGGUGUGGUUCCUAAGACUGUUGAAAAAUUCAUUAGUUUACACUAAGGGAUUGACCUUUAUUAACUCUUUAACUCCCAAGAUCUCAUUAGUAAUUCUCCUUACUGUCUGCCAAACAAUUCUCAUUAUGUUAGUUUGGAGAAUUUGGCAUUGGAUUACUUAGUAAUCCUAUAAUUGAUAUUUUUCUUUAUUCUCAUCACUUGUCUGCAUGGUAUUGUAUAGAUAUAGUAAGGAGAAAUUCUGUUUUGGUCACUCAAGGGAGUUCAAGGGUUAAUAAAAGAUAUGUAGGAAGACAAGCUGAUGCAAUUUAAAUUGCAAAAAUUUGAGGAAUCCUCACCGUUUUGGUGAAAGAUGAGAAAAAAAUCCAACAUAAGUUACAAAACAUGCUCUACAAAAAUACAGUGCUUAUAUUCAAGUGAAACAACCUGCUCAAAUAUUUGUUAUAAAAUGGGAAUUUUCAGCUUCCACUCUAAACCAUUUAAUAAUGCCUUUAAGAAGUAAAAGAAAACUUUUUAUGCACAGGACACCUUUCACUUGAAUUUAGAUUAAAUUGCUCUUCCAUUUAAAUAAAAGUAUGGAUGUAAGAAUCUGUAUUAUCAAUGUCAACAUAGAUUUUUUUUAUGGGAAACUUUUCAGUAGCAGUGUCACCUCAGAUCUUUAAUGGAACAACAUUUGGAAUUUUUUUCCCUUUUUGUGUAAAUAAAAUAGUUAAAUAAUUAGAGAUAGAUAAGAAUGUAUUAUUUUUGCAAUACCAAUUUCAACAUGAAUAACAACUAUUCUUUUUGUUGAUAAUAAUAUUACCUGCUCUCUUAACAUCAGAUCAUCAUCUGGGGACUUUGUGUCACCUAUCUAUGAUGGUUAACACUGAAUGCAAGACAUGACUUGUGAGUAAUCUAUCUCUUGUUUGAAGGGAACUGACUUUCAAGAGAAGGCAUAUAGGCCUAGUUUAGUUCAAAUCAUUAGUAAUGAUUACUCUUGCCAGAAUAUUUAUCGAGAUGUAAUACCCAGUUGUUCCCAGAAAAAUUUUGCAAUACUACACAGCAUGUUGAGUUGCAUGUACUGAAGUAUAAUAAUAUUUAACCCUUUCACUUCCUGUAAAAGCUGAAAAAGAAUUUCUCCACACAAUGUGGAAACAUUUUCAAGGCAGUGAGAGGAAAAGAAAAAUACAAUUUAGGGUGUACUGGUCUAUUCAACUCCAAAUUUGUGGAGUAUAAGAUAAAAGAAA